Molecule: messenger RNA, 1410 nt
Organism: Papaver somniferum (opium poppy)
Lineage: Eukaryota; Viridiplantae; Streptophyta; Magnoliopsida; Ranunculales; Papaveraceae
Exons: 1
Coding region: 1-1410 (469 amino acids)
Source: RefSeq, a predicted model, not a curated record
AUGGAGUCCGCUAUCGUCAGAUAUAUGCGACGACGGAGAGAGGCUACAUACCCUAAACGAUACCACGAUGAUAGCCAUGGAGAUUAUGCAAUCAUGUAUCAGCAAAUUUCGCAGGAGGAGCAUGAUUUGCACCAACCUGAACCGGUCCAGGUUUUGAGCAAAAGAACCGUUAACAGAUGUCGUGUGGAUGCAGAUGUGAAGAUGAUGCAGGACUACUUCAACCCCGGUUACAGAUACGGACCUGAGCGUUUUAAGGGACGUCACGGUUUGCCCCGAGAAUUUUUUCUUAAAAUAUUGCCUCAAAUUUGCGCCAAAGACCCGGAUUUUUUUCAGCGAAGAGAUGCUUGUAACAUCUCGGGUCACUCUCCUCAUAUGAAAAUGCUUGCCGUCAUGAAACAUCUGGCAAAGGGGAUAGUUGCAGAUAGCCUCGACGAUUACACCCAGAUGGAUACAACAACCAUAUACAUGUACGUUAAAAAGUUUAUGGAUACACUUUUUUGGAUUUUUAACGACCGCUACAUGAGGCUACCAACAACCGAAGAUACUAGGAGGCUAUUGGCUCAGGACGAAGCUCGUGGUUUUCCAGGAAUGCUUGGGAGCCUCGAUUGCACCCAUUCAGAGUGGAGGUUAUGUCCCACCGAAGAAGCAGGCCGACACGUGGGACACAUUAAGAAACCAAAUCUUGUUUUACAGGCAGUUGCUUUAUACGAUAGAUGGUUAUGGCACUGUUAUUUUGGCGAGGCGGGGGCCAACAACGACCUGAAUGUGUUGGCGCAGUCGGGAUUAUUUGAUAGAGACAAUGAUGUCUUAGCCCCUCCUUGCAAUUUUAGCAUCAACAGUCACGAGUACGAGCAUGGAUACUAUUUGGUGGACGACAUCUACAAUGAAAUGCCGGGGGUGGUCCAUAGCUAUAAGAGACGUGAGAUUAUGCCGCUGGUCCAUAAGAAAUUUAAUGAAUACCACCACUCAAAGAGGAAGGACAUGGAGCGUGCUUUUGGUGGUCUUAAGUCCAAGUGGGGUAUAAUUAGGAAUCUUUUUCGUUACUGGUCUCAUUGCGACGUUCAGAAAAUUAUGAGAGCGUGUUUAAUAAUGCACAACAUGUGUGUGGAACAUGAGUAUCGUGAUACGCAAUGGGCGAGCUAUGAUGGAAGAGAAGAAACACCUCCAGUACAAGGUAACGUGAGAGAAGAGCGUAGUUAUUACCAAAGCCAUGCCCACUGGACAUUCUUACAAGCAGAUAUAACCGAGCACAUUUGGCAGCGUCAUUGUCUAGGAUUGCGAGACGGUGAAGUCGGCCCCGCUGAGGUGCAUGAUGGCCUCCCCAUUUCCGAUGAGGGUACUACUGAUGUGGUUGACAACGCAGAUGAAUACCCAGCUAAUGGUGAUAACUUUUAUGAGAACGGAGAGUAG